AUGACGCGAUUAAUAUUAAUUAAUAUUUUCUUAAUCAUAAAUUCAUUAAUAUGUUAUGCUGAAAAAAAAGAAAUCUCAUUUGAUGAUGUCAAAAAAUAUAUAGGUGACUCAAUUAUUUGUCCAUCAUAUUUAUUUCGUUGUGAUAUAAUACAAUGUUUACCUUACGCAUUCGUUUGUAACGGAGAAUAUAAUUGUCAAGAUAAAACAGAUGAAGCUAACUGUUCUACAGCAAUUAUUAAUCAUGAUCUUUGUAAUACUAAAAAUUCUAUUAAUUGUGAACAAGAUAUACUUCAUAGUACACGUCUUAUUGAUCAUGGUAUUCGAUUUGAAUAUACACAACCUAUACAAAUUUGUAUUAAACGGUCUUCCGUUUGUGAUGGUGUUAUUGAUUGUCGUAAUGCUAUUGAUGAACAAUGUACACAACGAAAUCCUUUAAUAAGUUGUUCUCGAAAUGAAUAUCAUUGUAAAGUAACAAAUCGUUGUAUACCAAAAACUUGGCUAUGUAAUGGAAUAAAUGAUUGUCUUGAUCCGUAUGCAUCUGAUGAGUUAGAUUGUCCAACAAUAACAAUUCAAUGUUCAUCCGAUGAAUUUACUUGUCAAUCAAAAAAUCAAUGUAUACCAUCGAAUGCUGUUUGUGAUGGAAUACAAGAUUGUGUUGAUAACAGUGAUGAAUCUUCAACAACAUGUCGUUUUCCUCGUUUUUGUACUCAUGAUCAAUUUGCAUGUAAAUCAACAAAAUUAUGUAUACCAAAAUCUAAUAUAUGUGAUACAAUAACACAAUGUCAUGAUCGUAGUGAUGAAAUGUCAUGUAGUUGUCCAAUUGAAGAUUAUGUUAGUCAAAAAUUAUUUUAUCGUUGUGGUUUAACAGAUAAAUGUUUACCAAAAAAUAUUGAAUGUUAUUUAAAACAUGAAUGUAAUUCAAUAUUAAUCGAUCAUAAUAAUGAUGAUAAUGAAUGUCCUUCACCAUCAUCAUUAAUUGAACGACCAUGUUCAAUUAAUAAUACAUGUUUAGAAGAAAAUCAAUAUUGUCGAGGUUAUUUUAAUAAACGUUGUGUUUGUCAAUCAGGUUAUCGAAUGAAUGAAACAACUGGUAUAUGUGAAGAUAUAAAUGAAUGUCGAGAAAGACUUGUUUGUGAUCAUUAUUGUAUAAAUACACUUGGAUCAUAUCGCUGUGCAUGUCAUGAAAAUUAUCAAUUAAAAUCUGAUAAACAUACAUGUACACUUCGAACAAAUAUAGUUACACCGGCAUUUUUAUUUGGUUUAUUUGAUAAUGGAAUACAUAAAUUAAAUAUGACAUAUGAAAAUGAAUUAGGAAAAAUUAAAGAAUGGUCAAAUAAUAAUAAUAAUAAAACAUUAAUAACAUUAACAAAUUAUGCUUAUCUAAUUGAUUAUGAUCCUAUAGAAAAUUAUAUAUAUUUUGUUGAAUGUUCAGUGCCUAUUCGACCUAUAAUUAUGUCUUGUCCAAAGACUCGCGGAAUUUUUCGAAUUAAUUUAAAUCAAUCAACACCUGAAAAAGAAUUAAUUAUUGAUGGCCGUGAUUAUACAUCAAUUCAAUCAUUAGCUGUUGAUUGGUUACAUAGAAAUAUUUAUUUUGUUAAUACACGUUUACAAACUAUUGAUGUUUGCCGUCUUAAUGGAAGUUUUUGUCGUAUUCUACUUCAUCAAACAAUCAGUGAUUAUUUACCACAACGUAUUGUUUUAUAUCCAGAAAAAGGUUUACUAUUCUAUACAGCUAUUGUUAAAUCACGUGCUCAUCAUAUUGUACGUAUUGGUAUGGAUGGUACAAAUUUAAAAUUACUAUUUACAUUAAAAACAACAAAUGAUAUUGAUAAUGUUAAUUAUCUUCGACCAUUAUUGACAUUUGAUCGACUAGCACAUCAUUUAUAUUUUUAUAAUGGUCUUGAUAAAGUAUUUACAUUAAAUAUGCAUGGUGAUAUUCUACAUAUACAAUAUCAAGCUAUACAUCGUUUUUAUUCAUUUAAAAUAUUUGCUGAUAAAAUGUACAAAACUUUCUUAGAUGUUGAUAACAUAAAUCGUAGUGAAUUUCGAAUAAAUCCAAAACAUGCUAUUGGUACAACAUUACUUGGUCCUGGUUUUAUUUUUGAUCUUAAUCGAGUUGUACAAACUUUUCAUAAUAAAUCAUCUCGUUUUGGACAAGGUACAUGGUCAUUAAAUUCUUUACAUAAUUUAUAUUAUCUUCGAUAUUCAAUUCAUAUGAAUGAUUUUAUUAUUAUUGAUUCAAAUGAAAAGAAAGUGGUAGAAAAUAAAUGUAUUCAAUGUGAACAAUUAUGUUUUCCAAAUUCAAUUAAUCAAACAGAAAUUACAUGUGGUUGUGCACAACAGUAUAAUUUAGCUAAUGAUGGUCGAUCAUGUAAACCUAAAUGUGCUGAACAUUUUUUUAAUUGUCAAAUAUCAAAAAAAUGCAUUCCGUUUUAUCAACGUUGUGAUGGAUAUAAAGAUUGUAUUUUUAAUGAAGAUGAAAAUAAUUGUCAAGCAUUAACAUGUCCUAAAUCAUCAUUUUCUUGUUCGACGAGUAAUAAAUGUAUAACAAAUGCUGAUUUAUGUAAUAAUAUAACGGAUUGUUUAAAUGGUGAAGAUGAACAUGAUAUUAUUUGUGGACAUUUUUGUGAAUGGCCUAGUUUAAGUACUUGUACGAAAAAAUAUCCAAAUUUAUGUUCGGAUAUAGAAUUUUAUUGUGAUGGAAAAUGUGUAUCGAUUAGUCAUCGUUGCGAUGAACAUCCUUAUUGUUAUGAUGGCGCUGAUGAACCAUUUGAUUGUGUAAAUGUCACAUGUCCUUAUGAAUAUUUCAAAUGUCCAUCAUCAGGAAAAUGUAUUCCAUUAGAAAAAGUUUGUGAUAAUUUUGAUGAUUGUCCAGCAAUAGAUCGAACAAAUGGUAUUAGUGAAGAUGAAACAUCACAAGCAUGCAAUUUUGUACUAAAUCAUUUCAAUAAUAUAACAACAACAACAGCAAUAUCGCCAACAACAGAAAUUCAUAUAACUUGUGAAUCAUCUGAUUUAUUUCGAUGUAAAACAAGUAAUUUUUGUAUUAAUCGAACAUUUGUUUGCGAUGGUGAUCUUGAUUGUUCGGAUUCAUCUGAUGAAGAAAAUUGUGAUGAGAAAAAUAGUAUUACACCAUUAUCAAUAAUUAAAGAUUAUACAUGUAUGAAUGGAUAUCGUUGUGCACAACAACGACAUGAACUAUAUGAUUAUAUACCAUUGUGUAUACCAUUAAAUGAAUUAUGUGAUGGUACAUCACAAUGUCCAUUAGGAGAUGAUGAAAGUAAAUGGCAUUGCCAGAAUUGUACAAAUUGUGAUCCAACAUCGAGUUUUUGUGAAAUGAUUAAUCGUUCACCUAUUUGUCAAUGUAAAAAUGGUUAUGUAAAAAUAGAAAAUGGAAGUUGUAUAUUAGAAAAUAAUCUAUGUAAUUGGUCCUAUGGCACAUGUGCACAUGCAAAUAUGUCACAGAAAAAUGAUGAUCUAGAUCUAUGUUUAAAGAAAAAAUCUACAGCACAGAUAUCCGAUUGUCAAUGUGAUCGAGGAUAUGAAAUGCAAAAAAAUGCAAAUAAUUAUAUAUCAUGUUUGAUUAAGAGUAAUCGAACAAUUGAUAUGAUGCUAAAUCGUCGUGUAUCAUUUAAUCUCAAUCAACAUGGUUCAGUAUUUGCUCCUGUUAAUCCUUCACAUCAUGUUAUUGAUGCGAUAUUAAUACCAGCUGAUGAUGGUUGGUAUUUAUUGUAUACAGAACAACGUAAUGGACGUGGUUAUAUAUGGCGACAAAAAUUAAAUCAUAUUCUUUAUUCGAAUAAUCGUUUACAAAAUAAUGCUACACAGAUUUGGUCAUCAUCGUUUUUUUAUUUUACUUCAUUGGAAGUUGAUUGGAUUCAUCGUAUAGUCUAUGCACUCUAUGAUGAUCUAUCAUCAUCAUCUUCAUCAUCAUUAAAUGGCAUUGAAAUCUUACAUGCUAAUAAUGAUUAUACUCAAUUAAUAUUUGUUAAUCGUUUAACAUUUUCGAAUAUGAAAACAAUUUCAUCUGUUAAUGUACAUCCAUUACAAGGUUAUCUUUAUAUUAGUGCUUAUUAUGAUUCUCAACAUUCUCUUAUUUAUCGAAGUUUACUUGAUGGAUCAAAUCUUGAAACAUUUAUUACUCUUUAUCAACCAGUAUUAAGUAUGACAAUUGAUUAUCGUCAUCCACGUUUAUAUGUUAUAUUAUCAAGUGGUGAAAUUGAAAGUUAUGCUAUUGAUUCAAGUCAACCAUGGAAAACAAAUGUUUAUAAUUUUAAAAAUGUACGACCUUAUUCAAUUGAUCUUCAUGAUGAUACACUUGUUGUUAUGAUAUUUAAUUCAAGUGAUUCAACAUAUGAUGAAAUGUGGGUAGAAAAAUUUGGUAAAAUCGUAACGGAUCAAUAUCGAAAAUUUAAUAUGCCAAUGAUUGUUCGAUAUAUACAUGAAUUCAAAUAUCCUAGAGUAGAUACAUCAAAUAUGGUUAAGCAAGUUUGUUCCGAUUACUCCUGUAUAGAUGGUCGUGUAUGUAUAUCAACUCCUUCUUAUCAACCGCUUUGUAUUGUUCCUGGACAAUUAAAUUUAUGUGGUUCAUCUUGUCAUACUCGUGGUAUAUGUUCUAAUGGUCAAUGUGUAUGUUCAAAUCGAACAUAUACUGGUGAUGAUUGUGAAAUGUGUCGAUUAACGAACUUAAUAAAUGUUGGUUGUUUGCAUAUUGGUAAUGAUUCUCAACCACCAUGUAUGUGUUAUUUAUCAGAAUCAAUUCGACGAAAAACACCAUAUUUAUGUACAAUACUUAAAAAUGAUCUUGGUGAAUUAGAAGUUCCAUGUGAUCGUGUUAUAUCACCAUUAGAACGUAAUCAAUGCUCUCGAAUAUCAUUUCAUGAACCAUCAUGUGAUGAAACAACUCAUUCAUUAAUAUAUCAUAUUCAAACACAAACAUGUAUUUGUAGAGAAAUCAAUAAUAAAACAUAUCAGUGUUAUAAUAAUGGCCUUGUAAUUAUUAAUGAUUAUGAUAAUUUAACAAUAUGUUCAUGUUCGCUGCCAUUUACUGGCAAUCAGUGUCAGAUAAAUUUAUGUCAAAAUCAUUGUCAAAAUAAUGGUCAAUGUACAUUGAACGGAAGUAAUAUUAUUUGCAAUUGUCCAAAUGGUUUUAAUGGUAAACAAUGUCAAAAUAAUAUGUGUCAAAUGAUGAAUUGUAAAAAUAAUGGACAAUGUUUUAUAGAAAAUAAUAAAGCUCUUUGUCGUUGUCUUAAUGGUUUUACUGGUGAAUAUUGUCAUAUACGAAUACGAUUAGAAUGGCGUAAAUGGAUAAUGAUAAUAUUUGUGUGUGGAAUUUUAGUUUUUCUUAUUUAUGGUUUUAUUCGAUAUAAUUCAAAAAUAAUACGUUUAAAACAUUUAUUUUCACAUCAUCGUCUUCAUGAACAAAUUGGUUUAGAAAUUAAUCCAACAAAUGCUGUUUAUCAUCAUUUACCAACACAAGAAAAUAAUCAUCAUGAUCGAUUAUUAGAAGAUGUUUUAUCAGAUGAAAUUGAAAUAUCUAUACCAACAGUAGUUAUGAAUAAUUCAAAUAAUAAAACAGAUGAAUUUCUUGAUGAUCCAUUUUAUGUUGAUGAAAAACAACCAAUAUUUAAUGGAGAUCGAAUAACUAGUCGAUCAGCCAAUACAGGAAUUUUAUAA
This is a messenger RNA of Rotaria sp. Silwood2, 5676 nucleotides long. NCBI's taxonomy places the organism in Eukaryota, Metazoa, Rotifera, Eurotatoria, Philodinida, Philodinidae. The record is from the annotation of a GenBank genome assembly.